AUGGUUAUGUUUCAAGACAAGAGGGAAGACAGUGAAGAGUUUGUUUUUAUUGAGAAAGGUGAACAAGAAGAAGGGGGUAGUUUUCAAUAUUUGGGAAAAUCUCGAUGGGUUGAUCCUCAUGAUUACGUUAGAAGAGCCAGAUCUUUAGAUCAAAAUAUUCAAAAUACUUCUCAAGUUAUUAGCACGGGUCUUUCAUUAGCAGGGUUUGCAUUAGAUCGUCAGCAUGAUCUCCCGCCACUAAUGAAGAAUAAAAACAUGUCCACUGGAGAGUUGGGGAAUUUAAAAGGAUCCAUAAAAAGAUCACAGCAACAACAAAAUCAGCGGCAUGAAUUAUCACAUAUACAAGAGGAGAAUAGAACAAGAAGAAGACGAAGAAUAUCUGAAUCAUCAUCACCACCAUCUGUUGUAUUUGACUUGAAAAAGAUUCCAAAUGAUGAUGUUGUUGAUGCCAUUUUUGAUGACAUGCUAAAGGAUCGAACAUUUUUUUGGGGGGACGCAAGAAAGAAUCUGCAUAAUAUUUCAAAGAAAAGGAAAUGGGCUCUUGUUUGUAAGAUGCAAGCGGGUGAUGAUUUCCAAUCACCUAAAGGUGCUUGGUCACCAGACAAUUUAUUGGCUACAAAUUUUCAAGAAGAGGAACUUUCACAAAAUUUAGAAAAUCUAAAGGAUCAACCUCAUAAGAUCUCUAGGGUCUUACACCAAUUGGAAAAACAACUUCGGCAUGAAUCAUUUUGUAAAACAUUUUUGGAUGAAAAUCAUAUUACCGCUUUAGCAGAUUGCUGUCACAGAAUCCAACCAAAUAAUCAGUUUGUUUAUCUGCGAUGCUUUAAAACCAUAAUGAAUUAUGCAGAGGGAAGACAGUUCAUUCUUAAUUGUUCCCAUUUGGUAGAUUAUUUUUGUUCCCUUCUAAAUGACAAAUACACAUAUUUAAAGAUUCGAACGUUAUCUUGUGAGUUAUUAUUACUAUUGACCUAUGUGGAUGAUCAAUUAGGAUAUGAGAAAGUUUUAAACCAUUUAUCACCUCGACUUAAAAGUUGGUUACAACAGGUAAAUAUCUCGUUAUCAUCCAAAACAGAUCCCAUUUUAAAUUCAGAUAUGGAAAAAUUAUACACACAAGACAAUUCUUUCUUUUUACAAUUCACCAAUACUGAACAAUUACGAAUAGAUUUUGCAUCCACCACGCUCUUUUUAAUAAAUUCCAUUUUACAGGCAUUAACAGAUAAACAGAGAAAAUUACAACUGGUGAAAAGGCUAAAGGAAAAUGGUAUUCAUCGUUGUUUCUAUUUGAUGAAAGAUAAUCUGAAAAAUGAAAUUAUCGAUGAACAAAUUGAAAUUUACAUCAAUACAGAACACGUUCUUAUAGCACAAUUUGCCGAUAAACCAUCAUUAGCAGAUUUGUUUUAUGGGAAUGCAUUGGAAUCAAUCGUGGCAAACACCAAAAAUACAAGUUUAGAACAACCUUUUGGAACUCUCAUUCAGUCAAUUAGUGAAAUGUUAAAAUCAAAGACCACGUCUGAGUCGGUAAAAGUAUUGAAGGCCUUAAUAAUCAUGUUUCAAUUUUUGGAAUCAAAUCUCUACAAUAAUAUGGAAUUUGAUCCAGAAUCUGUUUUUCAAGAUUCCAUAAACACUUUGGUAGACAAUUUGGAAUCAGAUGAGAUUGCAAAAAGGGCAAUGGGUGAGAUAAACUUUCUGCAGGAUGCUGUGCGUUCUUUACAGGAAGAAAAAGGUCAAUUAGAAAAACUAAGAGAUACAAAUAAGGAUCAAAUUAUACAAAAAUUUGAAUAUACGACUGCAUUAUUGAAGGAUAAAGAACUCGAACUCCGACGCUUACAGAAUCAAUUCAAAUCUAUUAAAGAUGAAAGAAGGGAAGAGAAAAAAUUAUUAGAUCAAACUUUAUCACACCAACAAAUGAAUAAUCAAUCAUCUCAUGUAAGAGGUGGUACUCCUACUAGUCCCACUACUACUCCUACUACACUUUUCCAAAAUUUAAAACCCCACAAAGAUGUAAAUAAACACAAAUUAGGUAAAGGACCUGGUAAGACGCUGACAAAAUCUCGGAGGGUCGGUUCCCUAGCCGCCUACGUUGCUGAUGAGCCUAGAAAACAAAUAUCCAUGGGGCUGCCACCUGGAAAUAGUAAUGCAAGCUCGCAUUUCAGACAAGCGUCUCAAACAAGUGGUAACCAUAACGGUGGCAAUAGUGCUUUCUCAUGGUUACCGCCUUUGCCAAAAUUACCAUCCGGUUACGUAUCAGUUGCUAGCGAUGCACAGGGACCGGGGAAGGCACCGGAACAGUUUGUGUCCCCUUCUCCAGCCUCUGCUCCAGCACCACCACCACCACCUCCUCCUCCUCCUCCUCCUUUACCUACUAAUUUAGUAAAAGCUGCAAUCCCAACGCCUCCACCUCCGCCUCCACCGCCAGCGCCACCGCUGCCUCCAAUGAAAAAAGCAUCUGAAGGACAGGCUUCAUCAGGACCACCUCCCCCACCCCCAUUACCGGGAAAAAUCUUGUCCGUAGGGGAAGCGCCGCCAGCACCAAUACCAGAUAAACCAAAACAGAGUUUGAAACAAAUUCAUUGGGAAAAAAUUGAUGAUGUGGAGAAGACCGUUUGGGAGGAUAAUGAACAGCGUGAAGAGACAGUGAAAGAGCUAGAGAUUAGUGGUAUCUUUGAAAAAGUACAAACAACUUUCCAACUCAAGAAUUCCACUGUGAAAAAAGUUAAAAAUGAUAAUAGCACGAAGAAAACAACCCAAUUGAAGAGCUUUUUAUCAAGAGAUCUGGCACAACAAUUUGGUAUUAAUUUACACAUGUAUUCACAAUAUCCAGUGGAAGAAUUUGUCUUAAAGGUUCUUAGAUGCGAUAACGAUAUUUUACAAAACGUUAGCGUACUAGAAUUUUUCAACAAUGAAGAGUUAACGAAUAUUCCAGCAAGUUUAUCUAGGUCGUUUGCACCGUAUAGUGCUGAUUUCCAAGAGAACAAAUCACCAACUGUUGACCCCAAUGAGUUGGAACGUCCAGAUCGAAUUUUCCUUGAAUUAUGUUACAAUUUAAGAUCUUACUGGCGAGAAAGAUCAAAAUGCCUUUUAAUAUUUGCCACUUAUGAAAGAGAUUAUUACGAUUUAGUUUACAAAUUACAGAAUAUUGACGACGCUAUUCAAAAGAUUAAAAAUGCAUUUAGACUUAAGCAGUUGCUCUACAUCAUAAUGGAAAUUGGUAAUUAUAUGAACAAGAAAAAUGUCAGCGGUAUCAGGUUAAACUCCUUAUCAAAAUUAUCGUUCGUCAAAUCAAGUGUCGAUAACAAUUUAUCUUUUUUACAUUUUAUUGAAAAAGUGGUUAGAGUCAAAUAUCCAGAUAUUUAUCAUUUUACCGAUGAUCUUAAUAAGGCAGAAGCAUUAGGAUAUAUUUCCUUUGAUCACAUACAAUCAGAGUGUGAAGAGUAUUGUUCGAAAGUAAACUCAGUCGUUCGUAUGACAACGGAGGGAAUCCUUUCACAACAAUCAAAUUUACAUCCCAAGGACGAAAUUAUGCGUAAGGUGAAAUACAAGAUUAACAGAGCCAAGACAAAAUCACAAUUGUUAUGGGAUCAAUACAAGUUAAUCAGUGCAGAUUUAGACAAGUUGAUGAAAUAUUUCGGAGAAAAUCCAAUGGACAAAGAGGCUAAAAAUUCUUUUUUUGCAAAUUUUGGUGAAUUUUCUGUCGUAUUUAAAAAAUGUGCCAAGGAAAAUAUCGAAAAAGAAGAAGCAUAUCGUGUUUAUGAACAAAGGAAAAAAUUACUUGAUACACGUAGAAGUACCAAAAAUAGUACUACAACUACGAAUAAUGUUAAAAGAUUGGAUGAUGUUAAGGAGCCUAACGUUUCCAAUAAACCACAGCUCAUGAACACUAGCGGACAAGAAGCAGUUGAAGAAGAAGAAGGUGGUGAUGGUGAAGACGACGCCGUGGAUCUUUUACUUUCAAAAUUACGUGGAGUUAAGAAGAACCCUGAACCACUAAGACGCCGCAGGAGUACACGAAUGUUAGAUAAAUCCGUACUCUCCACAACCAUGACUACUACUACUACGGGUAAAACUAAUAACGAAAUUAGCAGUACGGGUAACAAUAAAAGUGUUCGCGAAAGGGAAAAUGGUGGUAAUAACGAUAAUAAUCAUGACGUUAAUGAUGAUGACCAUCAACGCGAAUUCACCACUAAAGAAAGCUCACCGGUUGAAUCUCAGAACUCGAAAAGAGGUGAAUUACUAGAAAGGACUCAAGCGAUGUUAAACGAUAUUCAAAAUAUCUGA
Messenger RNA from Zygosaccharomyces rouxii, 4275 nucleotides. RefSeq names its product formin BNR1 (gene BNR1). The transcript has a single exon. NCBI's taxonomy places the organism in Eukaryota, Fungi, Ascomycota, Saccharomycetes, Saccharomycetales, Saccharomycetaceae. Gene Ontology annotation, molecular function: actin binding; small GTPase binding. The record is from RefSeq and is a predicted model, not a curated record. Gene Ontology annotation, biological process: actin filament bundle assembly; barbed-end actin filament capping; mitotic actomyosin contractile ring assembly. Gene Ontology annotation, cellular component: cellular bud neck; mating projection tip; cell division site. The coding region runs from base 1 to 4275 and encodes 1424 amino acids.